Syngnathus typhle (broad-nosed pipefish) is the source of this 3225-nucleotide messenger RNA. It is a transcript of the gene btbd3b, whose product is annotated as BTB (POZ) domain containing 3b. Bases 534 to 2090 code for a protein of 518 amino acids. The transcript has 4 exons. Gene Ontology annotation, biological process: neurogenesis; cerebral cortex development; dendrite morphogenesis. Gene Ontology annotation, cellular component: cytosol. Gene Ontology annotation, molecular function: protein binding. The record is from RefSeq and is a predicted model, not a curated record. NCBI's taxonomy places the organism in Eukaryota, Metazoa, Chordata, Actinopteri, Syngnathiformes, Syngnathidae.
CAGAGCAGCGCAGCAUCCACCAACACAGCAUCCAGGAUGGCGACUGCGCUCAUGGAGGGAGCAAGCAAAGCAAGUGUUGAGGAGAACGUAUAAGCGCUCCAAGGAGGGGAGAGUGAGCUGUAAAGAAAAACACAGCUGGGAGAUGAGCGGGACCGAGGCGUCGUUGCUGUCUGUCUGAGAACCACUGCAGCAGCUUUAAAUCUGAGGCUGUCAGACCAACCCUCAGCAGAGCGACAAGAGGGGAAGAAGCUAUUUCAAGAACGAAUCUCAUCACGCUGAACCAGAAAUGGAAUUCACAAGAGCUAAUCAAAGUUCAACCCGAAGAAAAGUGGAUGAAAAGUGUGGACUUUCCUCUUCGAAGAAAUAAACAGACAAGCAAGUUUUGAAGUCUCCUAGUGGAUUAGUGAGUGCUGCACUGCGUCCGAGGCGUGCAACCUUUGCUGUCAUCUUCCCAGGUCCUCCCUCGCAGCUGUCUCCUCCCGGUGAAUGUCCUUUCUACGCUCCGUUCCACUGCUCAGCAGUUCACCACACUCAUGGUCGAUGCCAAGGGAAGGAACAUGAAAUGUCUGACUUUCUUCUUAAUGCUGCCUGAGUCAGUGAAAAGCAAGUCAAGCAAAAGCUCCAAGAAGGGGAAUGCCAGCGGCAGCCCCAAACUGCCCCCAGUCUGCUAUGAGAUUAUCACUUUGAGGAACAAGAAGAAGAAGAUGGCAGCAGACAUGUUUCCCACUAAAACGCCAGCACCUGCCACCACUACCACUGUGCAACAGUACCAGCAGCAGAAUCUCAACAACAAUAACACCAUACAUAAUUGUAACUGGCAAGGACUCUAUUCUACCAUCAGAGAAAGAAACUCUGUAAUGUACAACAAUGAACUAAUGGCAGAUGUCCACUUUGUGGUGGGUCAGCCUGGAAAGACCCAGCGGUUGCCGGGACACAGGUAUGUCUUGGCGGUGGGCAGCUCAGUGUUUCAUGCCAUGUUUUAUGGUGACCUGGCUAAGAAUGAUGAUGAGAUUCAUAUUCCGGAUGUGGAACCAGCUGCAUUUCUGGCAAUGUUGAAGUACAUCUACUGUGACGAGAUUGACCUAAGUGCUGACACAGUCUUAGCCACUCUCUACUCUGCCAAAAAGUACAUUGUCCCUCACCUGGCACGUGCCUGCGUGAACUUCCUGGAGACCAGCCUGAGCGCCAAGAACGCCUGUGUGCUGCUCUCUCAGAGCUGCCUGUUCGAAGAGCCCGAGCUGACUCAGCGCUGCUGGGAAGUGAUCGACGCCCAGGCCGAGCUGGCUCUACGCUCCGAGGGUUUCUGCGACAUCGACUACCGGACCCUUAAGAGCAUCCUAAAGCGAGAGACACUCAACGCUAAAGAGAUUGUUGUCUUUGAGGCUGCGCUCAGCUGGGCUGAAGCUGAAUGUCAGAGACAGGAGGUCACUUUGUCCACUGACCACAAGCGGAAGGUUUUGGGCAGAGCCAUGUACCUGAUACGCAUCCCCACCAUGGCUCUGGAUGACUUUGCCAAUGGAGCGGCCCAGUCGGGCGUGCUGACACUUAAUGAGACGAACGACAUCUUUCUUUGGUACACAGCUGCCAAGAAGCCUGAACUUCAAUUUGUCAGCCAGCCGAGAAAGGGUCUGGCGCCCCAGCGCUGCCACCGCUUCCAGUCCUGUGCCUACCGAAGCAAUCAGUGGCGUUAUCGGGGCCGCUGCGACAGCAUCCAGUUUGCUGUGGACAAACGGGUUUUCAUCGCCGGUUUCGGACUUUACGGCUCCAGCUGUGGGUCAACAGAGUAUAGCGCCAAGAUCGAGCUCAAACGCCAGGGAGUGGUGAUGGGACAAAACCUGAGCAAAUACUUGUCGGACGGCUCCAGCAACACUUUCCCUGUGUGGUUUGAGUACCCGGUGCAGAUCGAGCCUGAUACCUUCUACACGGCCAGCGUGGUUCUUGAUGGGAAUGAACUGAGCUACUUUGGACAGGAAGGCAUGACAGAGGUGCAGUGUGGGAAGGUGACAUUUCAAUUCCAGUGCUCAUCAGACAGCACUAAUGGCACAGGGGUGCAAGGAGGUCAGAUUCCCGAGAUAAUCUUCUAUGCCUAAAUUUGCACUUGAGAAAAUGUAAGAAAAAAAAAAAGAUCACUUUGUGUAACGUGGCCUGGUAUUUAUUUUUCCCACUACUCUUGUGUACUGUUUGACUUCUGAAAAAGAUCUUCAGCGUAUUACGUGUGAUUUUAGGUGAAUGGUUUCCUUGAUAAGGACCUGAUGUAUUCCGAUAACGAUGUGUAGAAAUAUAUAGAUGAAAUACAAAGAAAUUUAUCUUGCGCUUAAUGUGCAUGUACAUAUGAACAUAUGUAAAUGGUUAAACGUAUAUGAGGGCAUACUUAUGACUAAGACUGUCCUCGGAAAACCCUUUUAUGAUGAAUCGAUACACUUCUUAUUUCUACUAUGUUUGCAUAGAAUGCACAUGUAUGUAUAUAUAGCAGCAAUACAUCACAUUCUUCUGUAUUCUCUAAUGAAUAUUUCAUGCGAUUAGUGGUCUGGAUUGUCCGCAUUACAAUGGAAGGGAAUAUGAAGACUUACACUUAUAGUCAAAGCACUGUGUUUAACACUCAUCGAGCAUUUGUAUUUGAGUGGUUGUGCUGCUUUUUGGUACUUUGGAUCUACUAAUGCUGAGAGUUCUUAGAUUAGAGAGCACUUUGAGACACUACUUUCUCUCCGUAGCAUGUUGCUCUGAACUUACAAUCACCCUUCUCACGAAAACUUCAUCAGUGUUGUUAUGCGCACGGUGAGCAUCCAUAAAUGAUCAUUAAAAAGUGAUGUUAUCCCCUUUCAUGCCUUGAGGGUUCUCUUAUUUUUUCUUCUCUGAUUUAAUUGCAGUCUAAUGUGGACAGCUAAUUGUUGUUGCACCUUAGGUUUGUUUUCACAGGGGCAAGAUGAAUGGUGGACAUGUGUGCGUGUGUGUGGUGAAGCAGACUGUCUUCUAGAACUGCUGUUGUUGAAAAGAUGCAGACUUCAAGUGUGUGCACAGUGUGUUGCAAACUUGCACUGAUGUUUUGUAAUCAAAAGGUGUGUUUUUCAGUUGUUCUUCAAGAUGUGUAAUUUGUUUUGCUUGAAAUUGAAGAAAAUCCACAGUUUGGUCUGAGGAUGACAAAGGAUGUUCAAGUCCUGUGUUUACAGUCUGGGUGACUACUGAAUGUGGAUGAUUUUUGAAGCAAAUAAAGAACAACAAAAGGUA